GCUGAUCGUAAUGAUACUACGAUUCAAUGCAACGUAGGGAUUAAUUUAAGCCCGGGUUUCUCGUACACGUCUACCUGUGGGCUGUUCGUUACAUCGACAGAUUAGUGUGCAUAAUUAUAUCGUCUUUGUCUUAGCUGAACUGGGUGAUUGCCGUCAGGAAAAUGGGUGUUAUCAACAAAGUAGCAUUGAUCACGGGAGCUGCCGACGGUAUUGGGAAGGCUUUAGCAACGCGGCUUCUUGAAAAGGGUGCUAAGGCUGUCAGUAUUCUUGACGUCAAGGAUGAGAAGGCACAAGAAUCAGUGACGUCAUUAAACAGCGUGUUUGGCGGGGAAAAGGUUAUCUAUAUACACUGUGACGUGUCCAACAAUGAACAUAUGAAAGCGGCUUUUACAAAAACAAAGGAGCUAUUUGGCGGACUGGAUAUUGUCUGCAACAAUGCUGGGAUUAUUGACGAAUUUAACUGGGAGCGUUGUGUUGACAUUAAUUUAAAAGGCGUUAUUAGAGGCACAUAUCUCGGUGUCGAGUUUAUGGGUACAAAGAAUGGCGGCAAUGGUGGAGUGGUUAUUAAUACAUCCUCAACAAAUGGUUUUCUACCGAACCCAUUAUUUCCCGUAUACGAUGCUACGAAACAUGGUAUCAUUGGUUUCACGCGGAGUGCGGCGGCUGAAUUGAUGGUGAAAGAGAACAAUGUAAGGGUGAAUGCACUGUGUCCAGCAUUGGUGGAUACACCGAUGAGGGAUGACAUGACUAAAGGCAGUCGUUACGGUGACCAAUACGCACAGAGGAUCGCAUCUGUUAGACAAGUAAAGAUGUCUUUGCUCAUCGACACUGCUAUGAAGUUAAUAGAAGACUCUGGAUACAAUGGUACUACAUGUGCAGUUGUCCCUGACGACCCGAUGCUUGUACUUGAGCCGCCAGUUAUCAAUAUUAAAUAGAAUUCUCGUAAAUUAAUAAAAUAACAGAACAGGACAUAAAUA
Saccoglossus kowalevskii is the source of this 977-nucleotide messenger RNA. RefSeq names its product 15-hydroxyprostaglandin dehydrogenase [NAD(+)]-like. Gene Ontology annotation, molecular function: oxidoreductase activity, acting on the CH-OH group of donors, NAD or NADP as acceptor. NCBI's taxonomy places the organism in Eukaryota, Metazoa, Hemichordata, Enteropneusta, Harrimaniidae. Gene Ontology annotation, cellular component: cytoplasm. The record is from RefSeq and is a predicted model, not a curated record.